This is a messenger RNA of Vombatus ursinus (common wombat), 3742 nucleotides long. RefSeq names its product cilia and flagella associated protein 70 (gene CFAP70). Gene Ontology annotation, molecular function: protein binding. The record is from RefSeq and is a predicted model, not a curated record. Bases 106 to 3249 code for a protein of 1047 amino acids. The transcript is spliced from 27 exons. Gene Ontology annotation, cellular component: extracellular exosome; motile cilium. Gene Ontology annotation, biological process: cilium movement; cilium assembly. NCBI's taxonomy places the organism in Eukaryota, Metazoa, Chordata, Mammalia, Diprotodontia, Vombatidae.
CUGGUUGCUAUAGCAGCAAAGAAGCGCUACGGUUCUAGUUACAUCAGGAACAACAAAAGCACUAUUUGUGUUCAGGUUAAUCAGAAUAACUGCCCAGCUACCACUAUGGAAACCUCAGCUGCAGCUGGCAAGCCAGUACAGAUCACAGUGAUGGAUGGAUAUGACUUGAAAGGUACUAAAGGGGAUACUCCAGUCACCUUUGUUCGUGCAGAAUUUAAUAAUGUGGCUUUGGGAGACUCUUCAAAAGUUACCGUUUCUUCUGAAGGGACAGCGAAAUACAACUUUACCAGCAGUUUUGACUUCACUUCUGAAGGAACCAAUACUUUAGAUGACCUUGCCCACAAGCCUGUGUUCUUGACUGUGUUUGAAGUUUUACCAAAGGAAAAGAAACAGAAAGAGGAGAAGACUGUAAUUCUGGGUCAAGCUGUUGUGGACCUUCUUCCUUUGCUAGAAGGAGAAUGCACAUUUGAAAUAAUGACUCCAUUACAUCCUAUUAUUGGCUCACCCUUGGAGAAUCUUCGACCAGGAGCUAAAUGUUGUCUGGAGGUAACGGUAUCCGUCUCAGAGGCAUUACUGACUACAGCCCAGAUCUUGGGGGGGAACCUGGUAAAGGUAACUUUAGAGGCUGCCUACUCUGUGCCAGAGAUUUUUGGGACUACAGGACCUCCGCAGAAUUACAUGGUUGGGUUGCAACUUCCAACAAUUGGAGAGAAAGAUUGUGCCAUAUUCUUCAAAAAUGGAACCCUAAAACUUGGUGGGGAAAAAGAAUAUGUACCCCGGCCCAAAAAAUGGCCCAUUGCCAACAUCCUGGCACCAGGAGCUCAGUACAUUCCUGAUUCUUUCAUUACUGGUGGUCCUUUCGUUGAGGAAGAUGGAGAGCUCAACUGUCCAGAGGACAAAGACUUCAGAAACCAAGCAGAAACUUUAAAGAAAAGAAUCGUCUGGGACUUUGAAAGUCGCUGCUACCUUGACCCUCCAGCAGUUGCCAAUUUUCAGAAACGAAUUGCAGAUUGCCGUUUCUGGCCGGUGGAGAUAACAAGAGUUCCUGUAGCUCCUGUGUCCAAAGGGAAAUCUACAAAAGUUGAUAAGGGUGAUGAUGAUGGACAGGUGUUCUUUCAUGGUGUGGCAUAUGUUAACAUGGUCCCUUUGUUGUACCCUGGUGUAAAGAGAAUUCGGGGAGCUUUCCGUGUUUAUCCCUAUUUAGAUGGUCCAGUAUAUGAGAAGACAAAGUGUCUGUUCAGCCUUUUCCAUGAUGUUGGUCACCAGAACAAAUUGGGAAAUGUUCCAGGGAUCAAUUCCCCUCUGGCUAAACCGAUCCUCACCAAGAUUGUGAAGGAGGAAAAGCCACCCAGAGAGAAAGACACUGUAAGGAAGUUAUCCAGUAUAAAAUCCCAGAGCUCAGACAACCCCCUGGAAGGGGAAGUUCCUCUGUACCAGAAUGCAGAAGGACAGCAAUACGUGGAAGCCGGGACAUACCUCCUUCUGGAGAUUGAGCUGGAGAAAGCCUUAGUACCAAAGCGAUUGCCAGAAGAGCUUGCAUCCCGGGUCAAGGAAAUGAUUCCUCCACGACCCGCCCUAGUCCGCCGAACAGGAGGAGCUCAGAAGGCAGUGGAUGACUACCACGCUCAGAUCCAGAACAUUGCCACAGCCAUCUUAGAAGAGUACCACAAGAUGUUCGGUAAAGAGCUCACUUCAGGAAAAGAUCUGGAUAACCAAACCUUGGAGAAUCACAAGUGCCAGCUCAAUUAUGAGCUCAAUUGCUCUGGAAAAUAUUUUGCUUUCAAAGAACAACUUAAGAGCAAGCCAGAUGAGACUCAGACUGCUGCCGUGGCCACUUCCACAACUUCUGAACAGCUCCGACUCUUUGCAUACGAAGCCCAAGUCAAUGAAGACUUUCCCCUGGCGACUGUAUACUACGAGGAGAGACUGGUUCGUGAUAACCAGAACCUGGAACACUGGCUGGAUUAUGGCUCAUUCUGCCUUCUGACCAAUGAUAUUCUCAAAGCACAAGAAUGUUUUCGUAAAGCUCUUUCAUUGAAUCAGACAAACAUAGACAGUCUGCUACUGUGUGGUCUUGUGGCUAUCAUGCUGGAGCACUAUGAGGAAGCAGAAAUUUUUUUCGAAGAUGCCACUUGCCUGGAACCAACCAAUGUUGUGGCAUGGACUUUACUCGGUUUGUUCUAUGAAAUUCAGAAUAAUGAUAUCCGAAUGGAAAUGGCAUUUCAUGAAGCCGCCAAACAGCUUAAUGCUAGAUUAGCCAAGGAAAAGAGUACUGCUGAGACUGUUGAUGUUGAAGGGAAGCUAGAGUCCAGUUUAACAGCUUUGGGAGUUGUGAUAGCUUCACCAAGCAAAGGAGAUAUACCACAAGGAUUGGGAGAUGACAUAUCCAUGCUGGAUGAGUUUCUUGAAGAGCCACCCAAACCCCAGUCUGAGACUGUGGAGCAUCAAAAGUCAGUACUCCUGCCCCAGGACCUGAUCCCCAUCCGUAGAAACUCCAAGUCUUUUUGUCUUUCUAAGGAGACGUCAAAGAAAGCCUCUCCAGGAGUUUCCCAAAGACCCAGCACUAUCUUCAUGGAAACCACACGCUUCUUGAUGAAAGUCAAUGCUGUUCAGUAUGUCCACAGGGUGCUCGCACAUGAAUUGCUGCACCCCCAAGGAGGCCCUAGCUGUGAAUAUUACUUGGUCCUGGCAGAGAUACACCUUCUUAAGAAGGAUUUCGCCAAGGCGGAAGAAUACAUCCACGCAGCCAGCCAGAUGGAUUACCUGAACCCUAAUGUCUGGGGUUUGAAGGGACACCACUUCUACCUGAGUGGAAAUCAUGCUGAAGCCAAGGAAUGCUAUGAGCGAACUCUUAGUUUUGUAGUGGAUGCUGCUGAAAUGCACUUCAUCUAUCUGCGACUGGGAUCCAUCUAUCUGGAAGAGGGAGAGAACGAAAAGGCAAAGAACACCUACCUGUUGGCUUGUAAAAAAUCACCUUCGUGCCUCACCUGGCUGGGAGUGGGAAUCGCCUGCUAUCGGCUGGAGGAGCUCACAGAGGCUGAAGAUGCUCUUUCUGAAGCCAAUGCCAUGAACAACUACAAUGCUGAAGUCUGGGCCUAUCUGACUCUGGUCUGUCUAAAAGCUGGGAGGCAACUGGAAGCAGAACAGUCCUACAAAUACACAUUAAAGCUGAAGCUGAAGGAUGAGGCUUUGCUCAAGGAGAUCCACAUGGUGCAAGACAUGGUUGGCUUUGGGGAUCCUUCCUUCUGAUGUCUUCCAAAGGAGUCAGACAAGUUCUGGGGCUGAAGAACAAGACAGUCUGCCCCAGCAGCUAUUUAAUUUUGAGUUUUGUUUUUUUGGUUUUAUGUUUCUUCCUUUUGUUGUUGUUUGUUUAAUGUUUCUUCUCUUUGUUUCUUUAUUAUUGUUACUCAAUAAGGUUAAUAAAAGAUAAGCAAGAAAAUAUGAAGCUCACCUAGGUCACUGGUGAGGGGACAAAGAAGGUAAUAGUGUCAGAACUGGGGGGAUGAACUAGAAGUAAGCACCACCAGAAUUUCUGGGGGGAGAAUGAGAGGCAAAGUAGUUUAGUAGAGAGAGCACAAGACCAGGAGCCAGAAUUGGGUUCUGAUCCAUAUCCUGCUAUUUACUAGCUGUGUAACUGGGAAAAUUCUUUCAUCACUCUAAACCUUAGUGUCCUCAUCUGCAAAAUGAGUGGAUUAGACUCAAAAAUGAGUCUAAGUUCUUCCAGGUUUUUUUUUCCCCCCAA